Messenger RNA from Macrobrachium nipponense, 4176 nucleotides. Its product is annotated as roundabout homolog 2-like. Gene Ontology annotation, cellular component: M band. The coding region runs from base 901 to 4176 and encodes 1091 amino acids. The record is from RefSeq and is a predicted model, not a curated record. Gene Ontology annotation, molecular function: protein binding. The transcript is spliced from 18 exons. Lineage: Eukaryota; Metazoa; Arthropoda; Malacostraca; Decapoda; Palaemonidae.
GUGCGAUUCCAGUCUGGCUGGAAUAGUGACAGUGGUAGUACGCUCGUCUUGCUUCCCAGUAUCUCUCGUGUUGGGACCCAUUAAGUUAAAGGCUUUGGAAACUUAACGGCGUCGCGGAAUACCAUCAAGAGCCUGAGAGAUUCAAUAAAUGGUUACCUUUCCUUCACACACAUUUGCUCUAUCGGUUUGAUUGGCUGUUCUUGACUUGAAAAUAUCUUUGACGGAUUAAGAAAAGUAGCAAAAGAAUUGGACUCUGAGUGCUGUUUCAAUUGUGUAAUAACGUUGAAUUGACUUUUGUGUUUAAUUAGGCACACUGGUCGUCUUGCUCUAUUGGUGAGAGUUGGAAAAAAAUAUUUACGCAUUUAUAAAGAAAGUCUAUUUAGAUAAAAAGAAAAGUGAAGACAGAAAAAAAAAGAAUGUGAGCCACUCACUCGAAAGGUUUAAGUUUUUCCUCCCAUAAAUUCCAGACUCUGCGAGGGGGAAAUAAUAGAGAAUCCAUAAAUCUUCUCCCACCUGUUUUCCUUUCUCUCUGUUCGGAAAUGUCCCAGGCCGGAGGGAGUGUGUCGUUAAGUUACAACGGGAGAGAAAUUCUCCUAAAAUGUCCCUGUGGUUACUCACCAUGCGAGGAUGCUUAACGCCCCGGUGUAAACGAAGUGACUGACUGACUGGCUCAGAAUCGGAUGACAGUUGGAUUAAAAAGUGGAUUGCCUGGAAAGACUCAAAGGAAAAAAAAGGGGGGUCGGGGAAUAAAGGGAAAGUGGCUCCUCCUCUGAAAUCAUCAUCAUCAUCAUUAAAAAGGUUGUCAUUAUGAACUAUGACCCAUUCCCGCCGUCAUAAUCCUGGCGCUAGGGCAGUGGUGGAAACGAAGAGCGUUUCGGCGAUGGAUGCCACCAUGUAAAUAUGGGAGAGGGACGCCAGAGCAUUCCAGCCUCACGCAUGGCCCAAGAGAUGUGUAAGAAUGCCAAGAAUGCCAGCGUUUUGAGGACUCUCAUCAGCUUUCUGUUCCUGUCGUUGACAUGGGCCUCGGAACCUGUCCAGGCCACAUCUUCUCAUGGAGGAUAUGGAGUACCGAGAAUCAUCGAACAUCCAGAAUCUCUUGUCGUGGCAAAGGGAGACCCUGCCACUUUGAAUUGCAAAGCGCUAGGGAACCCUUAUCCCAAGAUUACUUGGUUCAGGGAUGGCGUGGAGGUGACAACCUCGAGCCAGGACCCUCACAACCACCGGGUCAUCUUCCCUUCGGGUUCCCUGUUCUUCCUUUCCAUCAAGCAAGGGAAGAAGGAGAGUGACGCCGGCGUCUAUACUUGCGUAGCAACCAAUUUCAACGGGAGGGCCACUUCCAGGAACGCCACUUUAACAAUCGCAGUUCUCCGCGAAGAAUUUCGUGUCGCUCCAUCGGAUGUCACGGCGACCUCAGGCGAACGAGCCCAGCUGAUGUGCUCUCCUCCCAGAGGUCACCCGCCUCCGGAACUCACCUGGUCGAGGAAUGGUCACGAGAUUGACCCCGAGGAAGAGCCUGAGAGGGUUCAGAUACUCGAAGACGGUACCUUAGUCAUCAAGGAGGUAUUGCAGACUGAUGAAGGGGAGUACGUGUGUCACGCCUCCAACCCUGCGGGCAGACGCAGCUCUCCUCCUGCCAUUCUCGAUGUCAUUGUGGCACCCUUUUGGGUGAAGGCCCCACGGGACGUGGUAGGCGUCGCCGGCGGCGAGGCAGAACUGAGCUGCCGGGUUGGCGGCGACCCCCCUCCUGCGGUUACCUGGAGGAGGGUGGGAGGUCACAUUCCAGUGGCCCGCAUGCGGAUGGUUAUGGACCGCGGCCUGAGGGUGUCGCAUCUGCGGCCGCAAGACGCUGGAGUGUACGUCUGCAACGCGGCCAACAGGGCGGCCACCAUUUCUGCCAACGCCUCGCUCACCAUUUACAGUGCCCCGAAGGUCAGCGAAGUUCCUGGCGACGUCGAGGUGGAAGAGGGAGCUCCCCUUCAUCUUUCCUGUGCUGUGGAGGGCUAUCCAACGCCUCUUGUCUACUGGACCCGAGAAGGGUCCCAGAAGGUCCUGCCUGUCACCCGCACUCCUUUGGAGCCUACCGAGGGUCAAGAGGAGGAGGAAGAAGGCAUCGAGGGCGUCAGGAUAUCCUACUCAGUCCCAAGAGUCGCGCACUACCAUUCCGGGCGCUAUGUUUGCGGAGGCGUCAAUAGCGCUGGUGGAGUCAUGACGCGGGUGGGCGUGAGAGUCCGGCCAACGCCCCUUUUACCUCCGCCCAUCAUAUCGGUGCCACCUUCCAAUCAGACGUUGCCUGCCCGAGGUCAUGCGGGGCUCACAUGCCGUGUCUGGGGAUCGCCUGAGCCCAAGGUCACCUGGCGACAUCGGGGCAAAGUCAUCACCUCUACCAAGAGGAGGGAAAUCCUUCCGGAUAAUACCCUCUCAAUUAGUGAAUUAGUCGAAGACGAUGGCGGAGAGUAUGUUUGCGUGGCGUCUUCUCCCCGCGGAGUCACUGAGGCCAGGGCUACGCUGGUUGUGACCCCUCCCUCCAACCUUGAGGUGGUAUUCGUCAGGGCCCCUGACCCCGAUACGGCCCCAGGUCCCCCUGACACUCCCACUGUGACCUCUGUCAAUGCUUCGGCCGCUACCCUCCUGUGGGAUAUCCCUUCAAGACAAGGAGCAUCUCCCGUGACGGGCUACAGCGUGGAGUACUACAGCAGCAUGGAAGGCUCCUGGAAGGUAGCCACCGCCCAUAUAGCACGCACCACGUACACCCUCUCGCCCAUAGACCGCGCUGUCAGAUACGGAGUUACUGUGCGCGCCCACAACUCCCACGGCGUAUCCGAGCCCUCUGGAAUAGCUGAGGUCAGCGGGAGCAUGGGCUGGGAAAAGAGCGGGGAGGAAGAGGCCAGCGUAAGGGAAGCCAAAGUGAUACUCCAAGAGGCUGUCUUCUCCGGAGCGGCAUCGGCCAAACUCCUGUGGCAGAUGAGUGGAGAGAGCAACACUGUUGAGGGGUUCUACAUCCGCCUCCAUCACGUGUCACGUGAUCAGCAUCAGCCGAGCCACUUGGUCAGUUCAGAAGGAGAGAAGAAUAAGGUUAAAGAGACGGACAUCCAAGCAGAGACGAAACUCGAGAAUUUCACGGUUGUGACGGUCGUGAAUGCAGGACGAGGGGCGUCUUCCUAUGUCCUGCACGGCCUUCACCACUACAGGUCGUACACGGUGUUCCUCGUGCCCUUCUUCAAGAUGUAUGAAGGACAUCCGUCUAACAGCAGGAGCUUCUUGACGCCUGAGGCUGCGCCUUCUGCCUCACCUCAGGGCGUAAGCGUCCAACUGACUAACGUCACUACCGCCUCCUUAUUCUGGUCUCCUCCUCCGCCUCUCCACCGAAAUGGCAUUAUUACCGACUAUCAGAUUGACAUGGUGACCUCGUCAGGAGAGGUGUUCCUGUCGAAGACGGUGAACGGAACGGUGACAUCGCUGAGAGUCCACAAUCUCACCUUGGGGAACUCUUAUCACCUUACUUUGGCCGCAUCCACUUCGGCAGGAAGAGGUCCCUUCACUCCUCCCAUCUCACUCCACGUGGAUCCGGUUUUGCUUCAUCCUUUGGCGAAGAGUGGAACGUCCUUAGCCUCUCUGGACGGAGAGGUAUGGGUCAUCGGCAUGAUAGGAGGGGCGGUCUUCUGCGUGCUCCUGGGAUGCGUGGCCACGCUGCUCAUAUGGAGGCGACAUGCCAGGAAUAAGGCCCUCUCGCACGUUGCGGUCUCUGUGCAGAAGGUGGAUAAUCUGGGCUUUGGAUUAGUGAGCGGAGACAGUGGAUUAUGGCAAGAUUAUGCAGGCUGGCAACUGGAAAAGCUUUGCGCCAAUUCUGACAGUGCCAUGGGCGGCACUAGUGGCACCAGGACAACUACGGAGAAUGACGUCAAGGUAAUGAACACGUCGGAGAGCGUUGUGGAAUGUGAUAACGCGGCCCCUAGGAGCUUGGUUACUUUUUACAGGGGCCCCACAACGACAGAGGGCCCCUACGCCACCACGGCCCUCCUAGGACCCCAUUCUCUUCCCCACCAGCCCGUAAAGUCACCGAAAGAUGCCCAUCGGGCAUCCGACGGCGGAGCCAGCGAGCAAUUAAGCUUAGGUCACCCGAAGAACCAGUCUGACCGGUAUUUUAUACAGACUGGACGAAAACUCUACGACGCGUAA